This is a messenger RNA of Planococcus citri (citrus mealybug), 1778 nucleotides long. Its product is annotated as fatty acyl-CoA reductase wat-like. Gene Ontology annotation, cellular component: peroxisome. Bases 232 to 1713 code for a protein of 493 amino acids. The transcript has 8 exons. Lineage: Eukaryota; Metazoa; Arthropoda; Insecta; Hemiptera; Pseudococcidae. Gene Ontology annotation, molecular function: alcohol-forming very long-chain fatty acyl-CoA reductase (NADP+) activity. The record is from RefSeq and is a predicted model, not a curated record. Gene Ontology annotation, biological process: long-chain fatty-acyl-CoA metabolic process.
AAACAUACAAAAAAAUCCGUCAUAUGGUACCUGUUGUCUCGACUGUACAGAUCAUUAAACUUCACACGCAGGACAAGGUUGAUUUGUGAAAAAGAAGAACAGACAAACAUCGGAUUAAUAAUUCAACUUUCAAAUUACAAUUUCAAAUCCGCUCAAACGCGACUUAAAGUUAUCAUAAAUAGUUCUUACUUUCGUUCGGUAGUUCGCGUCAUAAUAUUACCUACUUGGAAAAUGUCUAACGUGCGUGAUUUUUAUAAAAAUGAGCACGUUCUUAUUACCGGAGGCACUGGAUUCUUGGGAAAACUGCUGAUCAGUAAGUUACUCAUUAGUUGUCCUGAAAUCAAGAAAAUCACCUUGUUGAUUCGUAAAAAAGGUGGCAACGAGGUGAAUGCCAGAUUGAAAACAUUAUUUGACGAUGUGAUAUUUGACGAGUUGAAGAAACAAGUCCCCGAAUUUCAAGAAAAAAUCGAAUUAGUCGAAGGAGAUUGCGAACAAAAACACUUGGGAUUGUCGCAAAUGGAUCGGUUUCAGAUCACGCAAAAUGUAUCCAUUGUGUUUUACUGCGCUGCCAAUGUGGAAUUUACCAAUGAUCUGAAGAGUGAAGUGAUUGCAAAUGUGUAUGGUGCUACUGAGGUCCUGCAUUUGAUUAAAUAUGUCAGGAAUUUGAAGGUGUUUAUUUAUGUCUCGUCGUCGUUUUCCAAUUGCCAUCUACCUGUGGUUGAAGAAAAAUUCUACGAGCCAAAUAUACAUUAUAAGACACUUUUGAAAUUGACCGAGACUGAUUUUUUGAACAACAGUGAACAAUACAUACUGGGAAAUAUACCUUCGACAUAUUUUUAUUCCAAAGCUGCUGCCGAACAGGCAAUCCGAGAAGAAGGCUCAGGGCUACCUAUUGCUGUAUUUAGACCAUCUGCGAUACUUUCAACAUGGAAGGAACCUGUUAAAGGAUGGACAGAUAAAGCUUUUGCUCCAACAGCUGUGAUGAAAUCUAUAGCUCUGGGUCAGGUAUCAGCGAUUCUUGCUUCGGACGAUGUGAUAAUCGAUAUGGUACCCGGGGACUUCACAGCGAACGCUUUGAUUGCUAUUGCAUGGGAUGUACACAAUAGAUACAUCAACAAUCGUUUAGACGAACCCAGAGUGUACAAUUACAUCUCCAUGAUGGAUAAUCCUCUGAAAUUUAAAUCGUUUACGCAACAAAUUUACAAAAUGGUGCAUCAGAAACCGAGCGAAAAAGCUACAUGGUAUCCGGUUCUGACGAUUCAAAAUACACGAUUUGAGAACCGAUUUGCUUCUGUGUUCCGGCCAUGGUUGAUGUCAUUUGCUCUGCAAUGUUGGGGUCGCAUUUUGGGGUAUAAGAAGUUGGAUUUACUGAAACAUUGUCGACUAUAUGAAAAACUGAUGGAUCUCGUGGAUAGCUUCAUACAACGUCCUCACAUAUAUCUGAACGAUAACGUCCAAGAAUUAUGGCAAAGCUUGGACGAAACGGACCAACAAACGUUUCCUUUCCAUAUGAAAUUAAUCAACUGGGAAACGUAUUUAAAAGUAUAUUACGACGGUAUACUAAAAUACCUAAUUAGGGAAACCAAUCGAAACGAAGACAAUGCUCAUAAGCAUUACAUGAAAUUGCAAACAUUACACAGUAUUCUCAAAGUGUUCCUGUAUUCAAUGGCGGGUGUUUUGGCUUGUUUAGUAUUUUUUUAUAUCUUUUGGUAGGUAGGUAGGUAGUUGAUGUCAGUAAGUAUUUGUGUAUGAUUUAAAAUAAACUUCAGAGCUUUUAA